AUUGUCCUGUGGGGGCGGACGGAGAAGUGCUUGAGGGAAGCCACGCAGGAGCUCCAAGCGAUGGGCACCGAGGGCCACUAUUUCGUCUGCGACGUGGCCAACCGGGAAGAGGUUUACCGGCAGGCCAAAGCCGUCCGGGAAAAGGUGGGGGAUGUCACCAUCCUGGUGAACAACGCAGCUGUGGUUCAUGGCAAGACCCUCCUGGACAGCGAUGACCACGCCUUGCUCAAAUCCCAACACAUCAAUACCCUGGGCCAGUUCUGGACCACCAAGGCCUUCCUUCCGCGGAUGCUGGAACUGCAGAGAGGACACAUUGUCUGUCUCAACUCCGUCCUGGCCUUGUCGGCCAUUCCUGGCGCCGUGGACUACUGUACGUCCAAAGCCGCUUCCUUCGCCUUCAUGGAGAGCUUGACCCUGGGCCUCCUGGACUGUCCGGGGGUCAACGCCACCACCGUCCUGCCCUUCCACACCAACACGGAGAUGUUCCAAGGAAUACGCAUCAGGUUUCCCAAUCUUUUUCCUCCCCUCAAGCCGGAGACGGUGGCCCGAAGGACGGUAGAAGCCGUUCAGCAGAAGCAAGCCUUCCUCCUGCUCCCGUGGACUAUGCACAUCCUCAUUUUCUUAAAAAGGUAUUUGAGCGGUAAAAUGGUCCCUUCUGAGAAGUGGAACCCGGAGGUCACCAUGGCCAACAACAACCAACAGGGGAGGGGGAUGGGGGGGAAUAAACCCACCGGCGUUGCAGACCCUUGGAAGGAAGCUUCCCAUGCCUUGGUUGAGGACCAGUGGAAGAGGAGGAGGAGGGGGCUGCUGAGCAGAAGGUGGAGGCUCUUCCAGGUGGCACCAGUAAAAGAAGAGCUUCUGGGUCUGGAGAAUGAAUUGUGGGGUGGGGGCUGCCCCGGUCAGCCUCUUCUCUAGAGUUAGCCAGUAGAGAUGACCAUGGCCUGAGGAAGGACCACGGAGGUGGGGCCUGAAGGUCAAGGCCUCCUCGGUCAGCGCAGGACCCGAACUGGAUGGGAGCCCACGCAGGGGUCAAGGGAGUUUUAUGGUGCAAUGGUUUUUCCCCCUCUUUCUUCUUCCUCUCCACAUUCCUCUGUCUUCCUUUCCUUCUUUUUUUCCUCU
This is a messenger RNA of Thamnophis sirtalis, 1119 nucleotides long. The record is from RefSeq and is a predicted model, not a curated record. Lineage: Eukaryota; Metazoa; Chordata; Lepidosauria; Squamata; Natricidae.